Molecule: messenger RNA, 659 nt
Organism: Galdieria sulphuraria
Lineage: Eukaryota; Rhodophyta; Bangiophyceae; Galdieriales; Galdieriaceae
Exons: 4
Coding region: 49-630 (193 amino acids)
Source: RefSeq, a predicted model, not a curated record
AUCGUAUUUCUUUUUCUUGGUUUUGAAUAGCUUGUGUAUGCCACAAGGAUGUCUCUCUUGUUUUUGUCAUUGUUUACUACUGCCACUCAACACUGCAACUGUUAUCGUCGACAAGUAAAAAACCACAGUGCGGUAGUAAUACACAAAAAUAGACUGCUUUUCAAGAAAAGUUUCUAUUCUCAUCCUCUUGUAGUUUCUGCACCGCUUUCUCAUUUCUAUGGAAACUUGCCAUCGAGUCACGUUAACCACACAUAUCGAGGUUGGUCAAUGUGUCAACAACAACAGCAAAUAGAAAUACAGAAAACCUUCAAAACUAACGGUGGUUGGAUGUUUGAAGUUGAAGUAAACGACAGUCGACAACUUUCUAGGCACACGGUAUUAUUAGGGAAGGGUUUGUUUGAAGAACUUGUAGCUGAACAUACUGAUAAAACACCUGAAACAGUCAUCAUAACUGUUUUCAAUUACUUGAUUGAACGUAAAGUUGUGUUGAAAAAUACACAAGGAGUAUUUGACUCUUCACAGUUUCCAAUCAACUAUUUCUCAGUGAGACAAUUGUUCUACUUUUAUCCAGAUUGUAAAGAAUAUCUAAAACAGAGCCUCGAUGGAACUAGAAUAAAGUUUCCUUCCUAGAAGUUGUCUUACUCAUCGUUUUUAUCUUG